Messenger RNA from Cataglyphis hispanica, 2481 nucleotides. It is a transcript of the gene DNApol-epsilon58, whose product is annotated as DNA polymerase epsilon subunit 2. The record is from RefSeq and is a predicted model, not a curated record. Gene Ontology annotation, molecular function: DNA binding. Gene Ontology annotation, biological process: error-prone translesion synthesis; DNA-templated DNA replication. The transcript has 4 exons. Bases 148 to 1713 code for a protein of 521 amino acids. NCBI's taxonomy places the organism in Eukaryota, Metazoa, Arthropoda, Insecta, Hymenoptera, Formicidae. Gene Ontology annotation, cellular component: epsilon DNA polymerase complex.
UUUCCUUAACCUUUGCGAUAGUGAAUGUGCAGUGAGAAACAAUGUAAAAUGACUUCUUUUCCAGCGAUCAAAUAUAAUUAGCUUUUAUUUGAUAGUUUGUGUUUUUUUCAUAAUUAGUUUAGUAAUUUGUAUUUUUGUGUGUCGACGAUGGCUGAUAAUAAAUGUGCACAAAUGAUUCAAACUAACUUUUCUUUAUACGGUUUGGUAUUGUCUAGGGAACUUAGAGUAUCUCUUGCAAAACAGCUGUUAAAAAUAGCAGAAAAUGAACGUGAAUCUUGGCUAAAUCACAUUAUAGAGUUGGUCCUAGCCCAAAAUUUGAAUGAUCCACACGUUAGCGCCGAACAUAUAAAACUUGCCAUAGAGGAAUGUGUAGAACCAAAUAAAUUGAAAAAUACUGAAACAGUAUUUAAUGUUAUUAGUGGAUAUGAUAUACCAAAAAUUAAAUAUGACAUUUCCAAGAAAAAGUUUAUUAUCGACAAUGAAAACUUAUAUCCUGAAACACAAUACAAGUCACUGAUUUUUAAACAUCGUUUUGAAAUGGUAUGGUACAAAACUUUGAGGCAUAAGCAAUUUCAAUCUUCUAAAUUUGGGAAACAGCAGAUGGAUAAGACGAAUAUAGUACCUAUUGAAUAUCUGUUGAGCGAGUUAAAAACGGGAAAUGUUUGUGUAAUGGGUCUGAUUACACAAUUGGUGGAGGAUCAAUAUUCUUUGGAAGAUACAACUGGAACCAUUAAAAUCGACUUUAACAAUACAGAUUUUCAGGAUACUUUCAUUAUGGAAGGUUGUAUAGUAAUAGUUAAUGGUGUAUAUAAGGAUGAUGUAUUGUAUGUAGAAAAUAUCAACUUUCCGCCAAUAGAAUCAUCGGAAAGUAUGCGAUCAGAUUUUGGUGAUAGUAAUACAUUUGGUGGACCGCAUAAUUUGUCUUUGAAAAUGUCCGAGAAAUUACAAGUUCACGAAGAAAACGACCCGGAUGGAAUGAUAGUAUUCAUAGCAGAACUAUGGCUGGACAUGCCAAACGUGUUACAAAAAUUUAAAACAAUGCUGGAGGGUUACAUGGAUUAUCCACCUAUAGCUUUCGUAUUAUGCGGUCAUUUCUUAAGUUUUCCCACAAAUAUAACUAGCGCGCAAACUUUGAUAACGGGUUUUAAAAAUUUGACCGAUAUAAUAACACAAUAUACGAACGUGAAGGAAUCCUCCAAAUUUGUUUUCGUACCCGGUCCACAUGAUCUGGGUUCGCCUAAGAUUUUACCGAAACCUCCUUUACCCAAAUGUAUCAUCGAGGAAGUCACGAAAAUAGUACCGAAUGCUAUUUUCACCACAAAUCCGUGUAGAAUACAAUACUGUACAAAAGAGAUUGUGGUAUUGAGAGAGGAUAUGUUAACAAAGAUGUGCAGAAACGCGCUUCGUUUCCCAAAAGAAGAACACUUUUUUAAACAUUUCGCGAAAGCUAUCAUUAGCCAAUCACAUUUAACUCCUGUGCCUCUCCAAGUUGUUCCGAUUUAUUGGAGAUACGAUCAUGCUCUACAAGUGUUUCCAACGCCAGACCUCAUAGUGAUCGCUGACAAUUUUGGAACAUAUACGACCGACUAUUCGGACUGUUAUGUGAUAAAUCCAGGAAUGUUUUCGAAAAACAAUUUCUCAUUUCAAGUUUAUGUGCCUGCUAUCAAUCAGAUCCAAGAUUGUCAGCUUCCAAAUGACACUGAUGUUUCUUGAAAAAAAUCAGUAUUCAAUAGUUUGAAAAAUUUUGAAGAUUUGAUAAUCCAUAGCACUAUUAUUAUGCUGGAUCAGUUGAUACGCUAGUCUUUCAUAAUUUUAUAUAUUUAUUUUAUUUUUAUAACAUAAAAUCUCUUGUUUAUUUUUACAAUACUUUAAAAACGCGUCGGAAAUAGAUCACUUAAAUCAUAACUUCCGCGGUAAUAUGUUAACACAAAUUAAAUUAAAUCCAAGAAAUAAAAAUAAUUUAGUCACACGAGGAGGCCUUCGAGGGUGGGAAGGUGGACGAAAAAAAUGAUGAAGAGAAAUAAUUUAUCUUACAAUUAAUUUUUUGCGUCCAACAGUAUUACAACGGGAAAUAUUGAGAAGCAACUUUGUAGUGAUUUUUUUUAAGAGAGAAUAUUUAUAUCAUAUUAUAUGAAAUAGAAUAUUUAUAUCAUAUAUGAAUAUAUAAUACCUUUUUCUAAUUAUCUCUAUAUGCUUCUCUUGUAUUUCCUAAAUUAAGUAUUACUAAUAGGAUCUUACAUCAGACUUUCCAAAUAGGACUUACAAAUGGUACGCACUUACUUACUCCUUCCUAUCAAUUCAUAUAAAUAGCUACAUAUUAAACACAACAUUUCUCUACCACUUUGCAAUGUACAUAACAUUAUACAGGUACAUACUGAAUUCCAAUUUAUUUCAAUUCGUCACAUUGGAAGCAUUAAGUCAAUUACUGGCCAUAGUAAACCAAAUAUGAUCAUUAUUUAAGCGUAAAAAGUUCGUAGUAAC